Messenger RNA from Microplitis demolitor, 705 nucleotides. RefSeq lists its product as uncharacterized. Gene Ontology annotation, molecular function: nucleic acid binding. Bases 1 to 705 code for a protein of 234 amino acids. Lineage: Eukaryota; Metazoa; Arthropoda; Insecta; Hymenoptera; Braconidae. Gene Ontology annotation, biological process: DNA integration. The transcript has a single exon. The record is from RefSeq and is a predicted model, not a curated record.
AUGCCAGUCACAAGAGCUAUGAAAUCUAUCCUGCAACUAAGGCGAAUCCCUAAAACUUUACAUGCUGAUCAGGAAAAAGAAUUUUAUAAUAAAGAAUUCAAGGAUCUCAUGAAGCAAUAUGGAAUAAAUUUAUACUCCACGUUUAACAACCUAAAGGCAUCAAUUUGUGAACGUUUUAAUCGAACGUUUAAAAAUAAAAUGUGGCGAGAAUUUACCGCACGUGGUAAUUACAAGUGGAUUGAUAUGCUGGAAGAAUUGGUAAACUCUUAUAACAAUACCAAACAUCGUACUAUUAAAAUGAAACCGGUUGAUGUAACUACUGAAAAUGAAAAGCAGAUAUUGGAGAAUAUUUACAAACCUCUUCGAGUUGUAGCGAAAAAACGGAAGAUCAAGUUUAAAGUUGGAGAUAAAGUUAGAAUAAGUAAAUACAAACAUGUUUUUGAAAAAGGAUAUACACCAAAUUGGACGACUGAAAUUUUUACUAUCAAGACAGUGCAGAAAACUAAUCCUACGACAUACAAACUAAUGGAUUAUCAAGAUCAACCAAUUGAAGGUGGAUUUUAUGAGGAAGAGCUUAGCAAAGUAAAGAAUCCUGAUGUGUAUUUAGUUGAAAAAACUAUUAAAACACGUGGAAACAAAUUGUAUGUUAAGUGGCUUGGUUUUGAUAGUAAUCACAACAGCUGGAUUAAUAAAUCAGACCUGUAA